Drechmeria coniospora is the source of this 2319-nucleotide messenger RNA. Its product is annotated as zinc finger domain-containing protein. The record is from RefSeq and is a predicted model, not a curated record. The coding region runs from base 1 to 2319 and encodes 772 amino acids. Gene Ontology annotation, biological process: protein sumoylation. The transcript is spliced from 7 exons. Gene Ontology annotation, molecular function: zinc ion binding; SUMO ligase activity. NCBI's taxonomy places the organism in Eukaryota, Fungi, Ascomycota, Sordariomycetes, Hypocreales, Ophiocordycipitaceae.
AUGCUUGCGAAAUCACUUCACCUCACUUUACCCGCCAGCUUCACUGCACGUCCCAAGAAUUUGUAUCCCAGCAAGAGCGACGACGACGACGACGACGACGACGACAACGACGCAACAACGACGACGAAGACAAACAGGCUUGACGGCACCCAGAGUAGUCUUCAAGCCGCCCUCCAAUUGCAGGGUUGUGUCCUCUCUUCAUCUGCUCCGUUGGGCCACCAUCCACUCGAAACGGUCCGCGCAUCCGUCCAGAAUCACGAGCGAGCUUUCGACCUCCAGCAGCUCAGCAUCCACGUCGACCUCCAGCGCCCGGAUGCAGAAGAGCGUUCUCAUAAUCGUACACGACACCUACCGAUAUCCACGCAAACUACCUGGAGCGGAACGGCACCUUGCCUGACGGUCGGCGAUCGACGAUCGACGAUAAACGAGAGCACAAACCACCCCCCUUCCUUCAUACUGUUGCACGCGCCAUCGCCUCCAACGUCCAUCGAGCUGCUUUCACCCAGCCACGGGCCGGACCUCCACGCCCUCGCCCUGCGCUGGCCCGCCUGCUUUGAUGCCUUGAAGGUCAUGCCGUCGCGAACACUGCCUCAAGCAACGACGACUUCGGCUCCUGCGCUUGCGCUUCGCCCGGCACCGCCUACUGCGACACCGCUCGUUUCCACCACCGCGAUCACGCUGCCGUUGCCCCUGCCCCUGUCCCUGCCGGCCCCUGCCGCGAACAUGCCGUCUCCCGCCAGCUCCAUCUCGAGGAGCGAGGCGUCGGCUCUGAUGCGGCAGGUGCAGGGCAACCAGCUGUUCAACCGCCAGCUGUCCUCGGUCUGCCAGGUAAACGGACUGAAGAGCACCGGCGUCAAGGCCGAGCUCCAGCGCCGCAUACAGGAUCUCAUUCAAGAAACCGUCAACGCCAACGACGUAUCUCGCUUCCAUCAGGUCCGUCAAAGCAUCAUCAAUGCUGUCGCUCAGCGACCGAGCUCCUCGUCCAGGGGCUCCGCUGCCUAUAGUGGCAACUCGGCCUCAACUCACGCCUCCUUGUCAGCCCCGUUUGCGGCCCCCAUGGCCUCGUACAACUCGGGAAAUGCGUACCAGCAACGAGGCUACCAUGCGAGUGCCAACUCGGCCAACGGCGCCGUGCCCGGUGCCACCUACAAUGCGCUCGCGCCGACUCUAUCUUUUCGGUCAAGCCCAUUCUAUCAGAUCGAGACCCAGAUCAGCGCGAUGCGAAUUUGCGAAGUCAUGUCGCAGCACAGAAGCUCCGUCACGAUACCCGUCAAGCUCAGCGACAGCCCAUUGCUGCAGCGCUGCGUAGACGACAAGUCAUACAAGGUCAUGAUCUUCUGCGCCAGCGAUCCGAACGGCGUUCAGGACGUCGCCUUCCCCCACCAGUCGGAGCUGAGGGUGAACGGCGGCGAGGUCAAGGCAAACCUGCGUGGCCUGAAGAACAAGCCGGGGUCGACGAGACCGGUUGAAAUCACCGACAGGCUCCGCCUGCGUCCCAGCUAUGUGAACAACGUCGAAUUCACCUACGCACUGACGCAAAAGAAAUUCUACAUCGCUGCCUAUCUCUGCAAGACGAGCUCGGUGACCGAGUUGGUGUCGACCGUCUCUACGCGACGUCGUAUUCCAAAAGCGUCCGUCGUGGCGGAGCUGAACAAAAAGGCACAGGAUCCUGAUGUUGUCGCGACGUCGCAGGUGCUGUCGCUGAAAUGCCCUCUGUCCUACAUGCGGCUGGACAUACCUUGUCGUAGCCUGAGCUGCACACACAUCCAGUGUUUCGACGCAACGUCAUACCUCCAGCUUCAAGAACAAGGGCCGCAGUGGAUAUGCCCAAUAUGCAGCAAGUCGGCGCCGUUCGACCAGCUUGCUGUGGAUGAGUAUGUGAAGGACAUACUCGACAACACUCCCAGUGGCCUGGAGGCCGUGACUAUCGAGCCAAACGGGAGGUGGUCCCAGAAUACGGCCCAGGAUGACCACACGGGCGGAAGGAACGGUUCGUCGUUGGACGACGAUGACCUCGUCGAGCUCGAGACCGCCACCGGGACCGGGUGGCGGGGUGAGACGCCCAAGCAGGCUACGACGCCCGGUGUCGGCACGCCAGCGUCGGGAGGCAGAGGGGAUUCCACAGGUGCGCCGCGAGGCAUUGCCUCGACAAGCGUCAAGCGGCCUGCACCUGCCGUCAUUGAUCUCACGGGAGACUCGGACGACGAUGAGCCCAUCCAACGACCGCGGAAAAGACAGGGCACGGCGGCCAAUGGCGUCCGCGAUGACAGCAGCUUGGGCUUCCUGAGCCAAUCCCCGACUGGCUACCGGGACCUUUAG